AAGGGCUAAGGCCGCCUUCUUCAUAUUUUAGGGUUUAUACUCUUCGCGCUUCAAAGUUCUCUCGUGAUUCGUCGAAGCCCUCGAUUUCCAUAGAUCCACUAUCCAAUUCUUGAGCUUAUCUUCUAUUUUUGGGAAUGAGAUUAUGUGGCUUAAAUUGAACUGUUAUGCUUGAAAAGUUUUUGUUUUUUCAAUUUUGGCUAAGUGGGUGUGUGCAUAUUUGAUGAUCUAUUAUGGAGAUACAAACAUCUGGGAAGCCAAUAGAUUCGUUGUUAGAGAAGGUUCUGUGUAUGAACAUUCUCUCAUCUGAUUACUUUAAAGAGCUUUACCGGCUGAAAACAUACCAUGAAGUGAUAGAUGAGAUCUAUAAUCAAGUUGAUCAUGUGGAGCCAUGGAUGACUGGAAACUGUCGGGGCCCAUCCACGGCAUUUUGCCUUCUUUACAAGUUUUUUACAAUGAAGCUCACUGUGAAGCAAAUGCAUGGACUACUAAAGCACCCGGAUUCUCCCUAUAUUAGAGCUGUAGGAUUCCUCUACUUGAGAUAUGCUGGGGAUCCAAAAACUUUGUGGAACUGGUUUGAACCAUAUGUGAAGGAUGAAGAGGAAUUCUCUCCUGGAUCUACUGGUAGAAUGACCACAAUGGGUGCAUAUGUUCGUGAUUUACUCCUGGGACAGUACUACUUUGAUACCCUUUUCCCACGAAUCCCAGUUCCCAUAAUGCGGCAGAUUGUGGCUAAUCUUGAAAAAAUGAAGCUUCCUAGCAAACAUGCUGGUGUCACAGGGGAUACCACCCGUCAUGGUUCUGAUGAUACUGCACGUCGGCCACCUUCUGUGAAAGCUGCCCUUUCUGUCUCUUUUGGUCAGCGUGCUCCGCAUCGUGCUUCAACCAGGGACUCAUCUCCUGUUCGUCGCACCUUACCACCACCACCACCUUCUUAUGAUAGGAAUAGCAGUGAUGAUUUGCGAAGAUCUCCCAGCAGCCGUCGCAGCCAAAGCCGUGAGUUGUCCGAUCGAGAAUAUUCAGACAGGGAUCGAGACAGGGGCAAAUCUCGGGAAUUGGACAGGGACAGGGAUCAUGAUCGAGAGAGGGACAGGGAAAGAGACAGAACCCGAAACAGAGAUAAGGAUAGAGACAGGGCUAUGGACAGAGACAGAGACAAAGACAGGGCUAUGGACAGAGACAGAGACAAAGACAGGGACAAAGAUAAAGACAGGGACAGAGACAGAGAUAGGGAGCGGGAAAGGGACCGAGACAGGAGGCAUGAUUAUGAUCGCAGAUCCAAGUAUACAGAAAGAGAAAGCAGAAGGGACUAUGACAGAAGCUCUCGUGAUGGCAGUAGGUACAACAGAGAAACUAGUUCCCGUAGAAGUAGGAGUCGGAGCAGAAGCAGAAGUCAGAGCUUGCAAGCUCGCAAUGACCACAUUGAUCAUCGUUCGAGUCCACUCGCAGAUGGGAGCAAAGAGAAGACCUCUGCAUCUGCCAAUCUGGCGAAGCUCAGAGAUCUGUAUGGUGACACAGGUGAUCAAAAAGGGGGCAGUGCCAUGGAAAGAGGCAGUCGUAGGGACAAUAGCGGUGAAGAGGUGAUUAGACUUGGCGGUUCGUCUUGGAAGUAAUGCAGAAACUGUUUCUGGUUGCAUGUCCCUUGUAUGGAAUCUGGCAUUUAAAAGCUGUGGAUAAUUCUGUGUUGGAACAAAGCAGACUACAGCAGAUCUCUCUCUCCCUUCUGUUCUCUUUAUAUUUCUGAGUAGACAUGAUGAGCAUGGGUGGAUGAUGAUAUCCAUACCAUCAUCAUAUGCAAUGCGUGUCUAGUGGGAACAGGCAUUGCUUUUAUGCAAAGAGUUAUUAAGCAUUUUCCUAUUUGUCACAUUAUGUUAAAUUGCCUGUUAUGCUUUAAUUGUUGUCUUGGGGACCUUUAAAACAUGUCAUGUUGUAAGCUCUUUUCAUAUGUCAAUAAAAGAAAAUGUUGACUACCA
Vitis riparia (riverbank grape) is the source of this 1970-nucleotide messenger RNA. Its product is annotated as pre-mRNA splicing factor SR-like 1. Gene Ontology annotation, cellular component: precatalytic spliceosome. The coding region runs from base 231 to 1610 and encodes 459 amino acids. The record is from RefSeq and is a predicted model, not a curated record. The transcript is spliced from 5 exons. NCBI's taxonomy places the organism in Eukaryota, Viridiplantae, Streptophyta, Magnoliopsida, Vitales, Vitaceae.